Messenger RNA from Mesocestoides corti, 1230 nucleotides. Lineage: Eukaryota; Metazoa; Platyhelminthes; Cestoda; Cyclophyllidea; Mesocestoididae. The record is from the annotation of a GenBank genome assembly.
AUGCGUAAGGAGUGUAAAAAUCCCAUAGACACCAAUGAUAAAGGUCACCAAGAUAAGGGCUGGGCUUGGGUUGUAGUUUUUGGGGCUUUUUUGAUCCAUUUUCUGACAGCUGGUUGCGAGAAGUCCUUUUCACUUUGGUAUAUCGAAGUUCUUGAAGUUUUUUCUACUAACUCAGCCACGGCUGCGAGCUUAGGCGGAAUAUGUGCCGCUGUAAGGCUCAUUUUGGGUAGAUAUUUUGUUUUGAUUUUAUUAACAUUUGUAGCUCCUGUCUCCGUAAUGUUGUGUGACAAGUUCACAAUUCAAAUUGUAGUAAUUCUUGGUGGCGUAAUUUCGUCCAUUGGAUUACUUAUAUCAUCUAUGACAAGCUCCCCAACUGUACUGUUCAUCGGAUUUGGACUCAUCUAUGGCUUUGGUCUCACCCUUGUAUUUACUCCAGCACUGGUUGUUUGCACCGUUUAUUUUGAAAAGCGUCGAGCUACUGCUCUGAGUCUGUCUCUUACGGGUGCUGGAUUUGGUGCAUUUGUCGUCCCUCAAGUGGUUGCCCAGCUUUUGUAUCGAUACGGUUACCGUGGGGCAAUGCUAAUUAUGUCCGCUUUCGUGCUUCAUUAUUGCAUUUCCGGUGCUGUCUUCUUUACACCAAUAAGUGAUCGCCGGCGAAAACAAAACUCACAAAAAGAGGACCUAUCAUCCACUGUUACAACAUCUUGUUUCAAUAAACUAAAAUCAAAGCUCCUUUUCAUUGAACUAUUCCGUGAUCCAUGGUUUGCGUUAUUCAUUUUGUCUUUCGUUUUCAACAUGAUGGGAUCGGGACCGGUAACAACACUUAUUAUCCAUUACUCGGAAGAGUACGGGAUAGAACUUAGUACUUCGCUGUUUCUUUUUGCCAUCGAAGGCGGCGUGCAGGUUCUUGCUCGAAGCUUGUCUGGUCUCCUCUUUGACUUGAAAACCGUCAAGAAAGUCCGUGGAAUUGUUUGGUGCGCGGAUAUUAUCGCCUCAGGCACAAUCGUGUGUUUUUUCGCCCUAGCCAAAACCUUUGCUGGUUUGGCUAUACUUAUGAGCUUUCGGGGUCUCUUUCUUGCCAUCUACAUUUCGCACCAAACUCUCAUGACUUGUGACAUGUGCAAUAAACCCAAGGAUUCUGGUCUUCUUCCCCAUGCUAUCGGCAUGACUCAAUUAUCAAAGGGAUUUGGGAUAUUACUGGGCGCAAUGUUUUCUGGUGAGCUUAUUUAG